This is a messenger RNA of Onthophagus taurus, 2083 nucleotides long. RefSeq names its product germ cell nuclear acidic protein. The record is from RefSeq and is a predicted model, not a curated record. NCBI's taxonomy places the organism in Eukaryota, Metazoa, Arthropoda, Insecta, Coleoptera, Scarabaeidae.
CGAAGACGACGUCACCGAAGGAGUAUAAGAGGCGAGUUCGCCUCGGCGACGUCCUGUUAGUCGCGAAGAGGUCAGUGUUAAGGCCACACAUCAAAACGUGAUUGAUUAAAGUUUUAAUACACAAAAAAAAAUAAUUUGUUAAAAAAAAACAAAUUGUUAAAGAAGAAAUUGUUGAACAUAAUUAAAAGAAGUGGAGGAAAUUGUUGCAAAUUAUUUUAAAGGAAGAACUGUAAAGAUCGCGGUCAUCCGCGGUCAAUACCUCUUCAUCUUCUUCACGUCGCGCGUGUGUUUUUAGUGUUACAACUUGGUCUUGACCUAGAAAAAUACUUUCCAGGGUUGAAGACGUGAAAAAACCGAAAAUGAAGAUCCCGUUUUGUUUAACAAUAAUAGCUCUUUGCGUUUUACACGCCAAUUCAAACCCAAUCAUAAUUAACAGCGAAGAGAGCCCAAAAGAAACGCCAAAAGAAAAUUUAGAGGAAAUAAAACAAAUCGAAACAACCGGGAUUAAAGAAGAAGAAAAAUUGGGGGUGUUCCAAGAAAAUCCAACGAAAAUCGAAGAAGUUAAAGAAACGGGGAGGCAAUCAACCGAUGAUGAUGAUGACGAUGACGACGAUGAUUUAGGGUUGGAUUUAGAUGAUGAUGACGACGAUGAUGACGCAUCAGAUGAUGAUGAUGAUUAUUUCGAUGGAAUUUUCGAUGAUAUCUUAGGAGAAGAUGAUGACGACGACGACGACGACGACGAUGAUGAACCAGCCCAACCCGCUCCAGUUCAAACACCCGAAGAUGCAGUUCAAAACGCCCAAGAAGAAGUUGCUCAAGCUGCAGAAACUGCCGAUCAAGAAGUUUACACAGACGCCCCAGGAGCUGAUUCUUUAAUCGAUAAAGACCCCGAUGCCAUUCAAAACACAAUUCAAGAACCGGUUGUUGUUCAACCAAUCGAAGAUGAGGAGGAGGAAGCAGAAGAUGAUGAUGAUGACGACGAUGAAGGUGAUUUAGAUGAUUUAGCGGAUGAUGACGAUGACGACGAUGACGAUGAUGGCGCGGAGGAUGAUGACGAUGACGACGACGAUUUGGAAGAUGUCAUCGAGGCUAAGAGAUCACGUUCAUUGAACUCACGCGAUCAAAAAAUCCCCUCCGUUUACAUAGCAAAAUACAACCGAUUUGUCGAUACAAUAAUCGAACGGAUAAACACAAUUUUAGGAAAAUCUUACGACCCCGUUCGAGUUAAAUUACACAAAAAAUCAACAACAAAACAUAACCCCGCCAACAACAACAACAACAAAAUCAAAAAGCGCAAAUCAAACAAAAAGAAAUCAAAAACGCCGUUAAACCGCCAAGAAGCAACGAAUAAAAUGGGCGAAAUCGAAUUGGCGAGAAAUUUAAACACCUCAUAUUCAAACCCUAACUUUGUGUUAAUCUCAAAAACGGGGGUGAGUAAUCGCGAGGAAUACAACGUUGAGAAUCGGGCGAAAACGAAGAAACCUUCGAGUGUUCCUAAUAAGACGAAAAAUACUAAGACGAAAAAUAAAACGAAAAUUAGUGGGAAAAAUGUUCAAAAAGCGAGGGCUACGUUGUUUGGUUUGAGUACUUUGAGACGGGAUGGGGAUGUUACCGUAACGACGAUGAGUGAUCAUACAACUGUUAAAAGUGAAUUUGUACUUGGGCCAUUGCAAUUGAGAGUUGAAAAGGAGUUUGAGAGGCAGUUAAAGAGUGCUACGGCGACUACGGCUGAGAUGAGGGGGCGAUUGAAUUUGAGGAUUUUACAAGGAGGGGCGGCUACAUUACAUUCUAUUAAGGUUUUACAACCGAAACAGGUUAGGGUUGAAAGUGCGGAUAACCACGAGAAGACCAAAGAAUUUAUGUGGAAUAAAAGUUCAAGAAUUGCCAAAGUUGUCGCGAAUAAAUUGGCGGCCGCUGCUAAAUCAAUGUUACAACCGGCUCCGGGGAUACAAAAAUAAUUAAUACAAAGCUUUACGGAGUAAUUUAAAAAUUAGACUUUCAUAGACUUUACUAACUUAAUUUAUUGUAGCAUUAACACUAUUUAUUGAUGAGUAUUUAUGAAAAAUAAAACUUCCCCAAGUUA